AGGCAUGUUCAAGCUUCAUAUCCAUAAAGACAUGCCUAGAUAGAUCCUCUGUUAAGUGUACUGCUUUUUUUUUCUAUCUGUGAAAAAGUAAAUUUUUCUUGUUGAGGGCAAUAGUAAUACUGAACAAAGGGUCUCCCUGGACAUGUCUUUAUGGAUAUAAACUUGAUACAUGCCUCUAUCACUGGUAAAAAAAAUCAGCACGUUUGCUCGAGCCGUAAUGGAGAUAUUCGAAUUUCUUAUCACACAGUUAUUUAUGGACCACCCUGUAUAUCGAAUCAAGGUCUUUUAUUUCUGAAAGUUUCAGCUCUCUAGCUAAAACUAGUGGUUAGAUACGCCAAUUGUCGUACUCGAUUUUUGCAAUAGUUUCACAGUAAAAAUAUGCAAAAAUCGAGUACGAAAAUUUGUAUUUUAGUCUUGACGAUGUUUUUGUACCACUAGUUUUAGCUAGAGAGCUGAAACUUUCAGAAACAAAAAAAGACCUUGAUUAGAUAUAUAUAUGAUAGAAAUUUCAGCUCUCUAUGUCAAUAAAAAGUAUGAAAAAUAUGAUUAACAAUUUAUCAUCAGUUAUUAUGAGAUACCUUUUAUAUGCCUGAAGUGUUCCUAGGAAAUGAUGUGUCUUCACACUUUGUGUAUCCAAAAAGAUUUUAAUUAUUACGUCAGACCGUUUUCGACCAUGACCCGUCUAACUAGACUAUUAAAAUCGAGGAAAAAAAUUUUUUCCAGAAAAGUGGUAGAAACUCCACGGAUUCACCAUAGUACGAGUUAUGGCAACUUCUCCGUAUCGGAUUGAGGAAAUUUCUAGAAUUUUACGCCAUAGCACGCCUGGGAAAUUUCUUUCAUGAGGCAUUUCACACUAAGCAGAUCUGGUUUAAAAUGAUGAAUAUCAUAAAAGUAGUUUUUAUUUUUUAAAGUUUAAUGAAUAUAACCAAUAAUCGGUAUGAUGACCAUUAGCGUUCUUUACAGCGGAAGACGUGACGGAUAGAAACAUAAUUGAGUUUCAAAUAACUCGAUAUUCGUUUUCAUAUUUGUCAAAAUAUCUGACAUGUGUUUUUUAGAGUUUCUUCGUGGUAACGAUUAUGUUCCACCUUUGAUAGCAUUUUUUUAACUUCAUUUUUAUUAUUGUUUCAAGAUUUUCAGACAAAGUGUCGAUUGACUUGGUGUUAGAAAUUUCCUGAAUUCGAUACGGAGAAGUUGCCAUAACCUUCCCUAUUUAAUACUGAUAGAUCACAUUUUCGACGCGCUUUAAUCUGGUAUAAAAUUUGUUAUGGAUGCUAUUUGAAGUCACAGCGUUCCCUCCUCCUCCUCUGCCCAAAGGGAGUGUCAGGAUAGAGAUUAAGAUGAGGAUAGGGGCAAAGCGAUGUGUGAAGAACAGAAGAAGGUCUACAUAUAAUUUGAGUACUUUUCAAAAUGAUUUUUGAUCACUCCUAAUUCUAACUGAAAGCUGUAGAAAAGAAAAUGUAGUGGGAGCAAGUAUCCGGAGAGCAACUGUCGUGGAUUCACUUUCGCUAAAUUGGCGACCUGGAACUAGAUUUUUGCUAAUAUUUAAAUUGACGUUAGUUUCGAUCAUCAAAAAAAGCACAUUGUUCGACAGCAACACUAAUAAAUCAGGUCAAUGUUCGCGUAUUGUUAGGAAUACAUCAAACUCAUCAAAAUCCUCUACAAAUUUCUUUCUCUGUACAAUGCUCCAUAGAAAAGACUGCCAUCAUGACGGUGACUGUGUCGGUGCGAUGGAGAUCUUUGCUAUGAUACCCUCCGAAUUUUAUCUUUUGCGUGCAAAAGAUAAAAUUUGACAAGAGUGACAAUCUCGAUGCAUUAUCUUAAUUAAUUAUUUUAGGUACAGACACAAGCAAUUUUACUGCAGCAAAUAAAAUAUUUCUUAAUAAUCCUCAAAUAACUCUUUGGCGAUUUGAAGUUGUCUAUACAUUUACAUCUGAAACGAGUUCAAGUGCAUUGAAUUUUGUUAUCAAUCAACCUCCAUACAAUGGUUCUUGUUUAAUUAAUCCUCAUAAUGGGACAACAAGUACUUUAUUUACAGUUUCAUGUCCAGAUUGGUUUGAUGAAGAUGGAAUUAAAGAUUAUUUAUUUUAUGUUUGGACAAAAGAUUCAUCAGAAAAAAAAAUGAUUGCUUUUUCACCUAUAUCAGAUUUUCAAGUUCGAUUACCAUCGGGAGAUAAUCAAACAUCAUUACUCAAUAUUAUUAUUUAUAUUCGUGAUUUUCUUGAUUGUGUUGUAGAAGUUAAUAUGCCUUCUAUAAGUAUUAUACCAAAUUCAACAGAAAUUAAUAAUUUAAUUAAUAAUCUACAAAGCUCAUCAAAUGAAAUAAAUUAUAAUUCAAUUGCUCAAUUACUUUUUAGUGGAAAUCAAAAUAUUGUUGGACAAAUCAUUAUUUCACUUUCAGAAGAAUUCAAUAAAAUGAACAGUGAAAAUGUAGAUAAAGCUAUUUCAAAAGGAAUUCCUGCUGCAACUAUUUCAAUAUCAUCAUUAGGAAGUACAAGUUCACAAAGAACUUCAAUACCAUUGAAUGCAUCAGCUUUGAUUGAAUAUGAAAAAGAAUUAAAUUCUCAAGCAAAUGUUCGAGAUUAUUUAAUAACAUUUACAAAUAAUCUUGCUAUCACAACAUCGAAUAGUAUCAAAUUACAAUCAGCAUCAUUAGCUCAAUUAACUCAAUCUACAAAUCAAUUAACACGAACAACUGUGAUGCUUGCAUCAAAUAAAUGUUAUGAAUUAUCUCUUGCUUUACAUUCAAUGGCAAAGAGAAUUCCAUAUGAAGAUGUUCAAAUAGCAUCAAAUCAACUUAUUCGAUGUGCUUCAAAUGUUUUGACUGCUGUCAAUGGACCAUUACAAGAAAGAACAAGUUUACUAAAUUUAGAUUUAUCUCGUGCAAAUGCAUUACCUACUGAUUACGAUACUGAUCUUGAAGCUGAAUGGUCGAAUCUAAAUUUAUUUGCUAAUGGAAAUGAUUUUUCAAUUGAAACAAUUGAAAAAAAUCGAAAUAUUUAUUAUCAAAAACAAUUAGCAAAUGAAAUAACACUUCAAACAAAUAAAAUAAUUUCCUUGUUAACAUCUUCAUUAAAUAUUCAUUUAAAUAUUGGUCAAAAUUCAAUAAUGAAUAGAUCUGAAGCAUUUAUGUCAUUAGAAACAAUAUCAAUUAAUUCUCUUUCAAAUAAACAAAUUCAACAAAUUGGAAAUGCUCAGUUUAAUAUUCCAUCAAAUUUUAAUUUAAAUACAAAUAAUAAUUCAACAAUUUCAAUUCGAUCAAUGAUGACACCACUGGCUCCAUUUGGUAAUUCUAAAUUUCAAUCAAAUACAAAUCUUUCAACAUCAAUUUCACUUUCAAUUCUUGAUAAAUAUGGAAAUGAAAUUUCUAUUGAAACAAAUAUUAAUCAACCAAUUCAAUUAAUUAUUCCUCGUGAUCCGAAUGUUAUAAUUCCAUCAAUGAUUGUACAAAAUGUGACUUCAAUUAAUUCAACUCUUCAUAAUCAAUUAUUUUAUUUAAAUUAUAUUAAUAUCACAAAUGAUCUUACUAUUGCAGUUCAUUUUGAAAUACAUCCUUUGAAUAUAAGUCUUGCUUAUUUAUUUAUUUAUAAAUUUGAUCAAACACCUUUGUUAAAUAGUUCGACUAAUUUCAUUGAUGGAUGGAUACUCUUUUGUCCUUCAAAUUUAACUAAUGAAAGCAUUUAUACAUACCUUAUUAAUAAUCAACAAACAUUUGGACAUCAAUCAUUGAUAUUUGGUUUAAGAGAAUUAAAUUCAACAGAAAUUAUUGAUUUUUGUUCGAAUUCUUCAUAUACUAAUCUACCUAUUACCGAUGAAGGAUUUAAUUUUACAUCAAAUUAUGAACUUCGUAUUUAUACAUCAGGUUGUUAUUAUCUUGAUUCUAAUAAUAAUUGGAAAUCAGAUGGAUUAAUAGUUGGAUCAUUAACAAAUCAUUAUGAAACGGAAUGUUUAGCAACUCAUUUAACAACAUUUGCUGGUGGUUUUAUUGUUUUACCUUCACCAAUCAAUUGGAGUUAUGUUUUUGCUAAUGCUGAUUUUAUGCGAAAUAAAACAAUUUAUUUAACAGUUAUAUCUUUUUCGAUAAUCUAUAUCAUUUUAAUGAUUUAUGCUCGUUUUAAAGACAAAAAAGAUAUUGAAAAAUUGGGAGUCACACCAUUAUCUGAUAAUAUAAAAUCUGAUCAAUAUUUUUAUGAAAUUCUCGUUUUUACUGGUCGACGAGUCAAUGCUGGAACAAAAUCAAAAGUAAAAUUUUAA
Molecule: messenger RNA, 4251 nt
Organism: Rotaria sp. Silwood2
Lineage: Eukaryota; Metazoa; Rotifera; Eurotatoria; Philodinida; Philodinidae
Source: the annotation of a GenBank genome assembly